UUCCAUUAUUAAAAACAUAAGGUAACGUUAUUGCUAACGUUACAUUGAUGUAGGCGGGUCAUCAAUGCAGUUUUUCGCUCGUCCCGACUGCUCAUCUGCGUUGCUAACAUAUGUGAUGCUAACAUAUGUGAUGCAUAGCUAGUUAGCUAAACCACUGACUUUUAGCAUCUUGUCUCGUUUUACGACCCUACAAAUGUACGUAGUUGUAGUUUGGUGCAUUUUGGAAUAUGAGAUUGAGAGAAAGUGACAAUUCAUCACCCUUCUUGCAGGGCACAACUAAUUACGUCAUAUUAGUGUGUAGCUUUCCGCGUCGGAGCCAUGUUGGUAAAAGACAAGCUGGAGGCGGUGCUGAACGUGGGGCUGCGUGUCCCCAGCAUCAUGCUGCUGGAGGUACUUUACCGCUGGGAUGUCAGCUCCUUCUUCCAGAAGAUCCAGAGAAGCAGUCUCAACAACAACCCUCUCUUUCAGUACAAGUACCUGGCUCUCUACCUGCACUAUGUUGGUUACAUCCUCAGCCUGGUGCUCCUGACUCUGCCUCGUCAGCACCUGGUGAAGCUCUACCUGUACGUGCUCACUGCCCUGCUGCUCUUCGCCGGACACCAAGUCUCCAGGGAUUAUGUCCGCAGUGAGCUGGACUCCGGGUACGAGGGACCGCUCUACCUGGAGGCGCUGUCCAUGAACCGUUUCUCCACCGCCCUCAUAGCUCAGCUGGUGGUGUGCACCCUGUGCUCCUGCGUCAUGCAGACCAAGAGGAUCUGGCUGUUCUCUGCUCACCUGCUCCCCCUGGUGGCGCGCCUCUGCCUGGUCCCCCUGGAGACCAUCGUGUUCAUUAACCGCUUCGCCAUGAUCUUCACGGGCCUCGAGGUCAUCUACUUCCUGGCCUCCAAUCUGCUGGUGCCCUACAACCUGGCCAAGACCGCCUACAGGGAGCUGGUGCAGGUGGUUGAGGUGUAUGGGCUGCUGGCUCUGGGGAUGUCCCUGUGGAACCAGCUGGUUCUGCCCGUCCUCUUCAUGUGCUUCUGGCUGGUGCUGUUUGCCCUGCAGAUCUAUACCUACUUCAGUAGCCGCGACAAGCCCACCUCCAGAGAGAGGUUGCUCUUCCUCUUCCUCACCAGUAUUGCAGAGUGCUGCAGCACCCCCUACUCCCUGCUGGGCCUGGUCUUCACCGUGUCCUUUGUGGCGCUGGGCGUCCUCACCCUCUGCAAGUUCUACCUGCAGGGCUACCGGGCCUUCAUGAAUGACAACACCAUGCAUCGGGGAAUGACGGAGGGCAUCACGCUACUGAUCCUGGCUGUGCAGACGGGUCUGAUUGAGCUGCAGGUCAUCCACCGAGCCUUCCUCCUCAGUAUCAUCCUCUUCAUCGUGGUGGCCUCCAUCCUGCAGUCCAUGCUGGAGAUAGCUGACCCUAUCGUACUGGCUCUGGGGGCCUCACGGGACAAGAGCCUGUGGAAGCACUUCCGGGCCGUGAGCCUGUGCCUGUUCCUGCUGGUCUUCCCAGCCUACAUGGCCUACAUGAUCUGCCAGUUCUUCCACAUGGACUUCUGGCUCCUCAUCAUCAUCUCCUCCAGCAUCCUCACCUCACUGCAGGUGCUGGGCACCCUGCUAAUCUACAUCCUGUUCAUGGUGGAGGAGGUCCGUAAGGAGCCCGUACAGAACAUGGACGACGUCAUCUACUACGUGAACGGGACCUACCGGCUGCUGGAGUUCCUGGUGGCGCUCGUGGUGGUGGCCUACGGCGUGUCUGAGACGGUGUUCGGGGAGUGGACGGUGAUGGGCUCCACCAUCAUCUUCAUCCACUCCUACUACAACGUGUGGCUGCGCGCCCAGCUGGGCUGGCAGAGCUUCCUGAUGCGCCGAGACGCCGUCAACAAGAUCAAGAGCCUGCCCACUGCUUCCGACCUGCAGCUGGAGCAGUACAAUGACAUCUGUGCUAUCUGCUAUCAGGACAUGAAGUCUGCCGUCAUCACCCCCUGCAGUCACUUCUUCCACGCUGGCUGCCUCAAGAAGUGGCUCUACGUACAGGAGACCUGCCCCCUCUGCCACAAACAGCUGAAGAGCCAAUCACAGCCCGCCAAUGCCACCGCUGCACCCGCCCAGGACAUUCUUCCAGCCAAUCCCAACCCAGCAGAGGCUGGGCAAGGAGAGCCAGUGGCCAGUGUGGCUGAAGGGAACAAAACGGUGACUCAGAACGGUGUUCCUGUUGAAGAGAGCCAAGCCAGAUCCUCUUCCUCCCAUGCUAACCCUGACCCAGAGCCUGAGGGCCAGGCAGAGGAGGCAGGUCCAUCACAGGGCUCAGGGGAGUCAUGUCUCAGGCAUCGCCAGCCCCAGCAGUCUGCCUCCUGCCCUGAAGCAGCAUCAUCCACAGCAUGUGCAGCUGACCUCCAGUUAGAACUACAACGGUCUGCCAGCCCCUGCUGCCUCUGAGCCUCGCUCAUGCACCCCUCCUCACACACAGCUAAAGACUAUUCAUCCUCAAGUGGCUAAUACUUACGACUUCGCCAUGACAGGUUAACUGUUGGACUUUCCCUAUUGCCACUAUCCAACACCUUCCCCUUAACAAACGUAUCUAUUUGUUGCCUGUUACUUAAAGUAUGGUCUUAAACGUCAUUCAUUAACAUUUCAUGGUUAAUUCAUUUAAUUCAAGUACAUUUCAUGGUUAUUAAUCCUACAGGAUUUCAUAUAUGAAAUCUGACAGACUUGAGUGACGCCAUACUGAACCUCCAUAUAAUUUCACUGAGAAAUCUGCAUCGAUUUCUCUCACUUAGCAUCAAAAUAAGUAAGUAGCCUUGCAUGAGCCUUGGCUUGUGCUCUGAACGGCUCAUAGGAGCAGGAGCCUAUCUCCUAUUUCUGUAGCGUGAGGCAGGUUGAUGUACAGGUACACCCCCUGGACAGGACGCUAGUCUAUCGCAGGGCUUUAAUCUCAAUCGAUCUCUUAAACUCUUGAGUGCCAAGCAGAGACUCAUUGGUGUUCCCGUUUUUUAUCUUUAGUGUAUGACUCGGGCCGGGGAUCGAACUCACAACCUUCCAAUCUCAGGGUGGGCACUAACAACAAGACCACUGAGUUAGAUGAACAACAAUUUGACCGUUGACAGCUAUUAUACUGUACCAUCUAUCUAGCGUAAGACAAACAGUCAAAAUAUAACAUUUGAGAUUUCAUUAACUCUCAUUCAACAUAUUUCACACACCUUUUCCCGUCUUUAGGUCACUUAACGUUAGCUCACUAUUUUGCCACUCCCAAGUGUUUUCCCUCCUUCCGACCCUGGUUGGGCCUCGCCGACCCUCUCCUGGCCUUGUGGCCCACCCUCCCUCAACUUGUUCUGCUUGAUGAUUGGUUACACAACAACCUUACCAAGUAAGGGCUCAGGGUGGGAAAGGCGCUGUGGAGGUCGGAGACACACUCACCGGAUGUGUGCUUGACAUUCAUAUACUGAAGAGAACAGACAGAGGCACUUGAUGUAGAAGCUUUAUACGCACGCUUAGGCUUGCACGCUGUCACCAUCUGGUGGCUGUAGAAACUUUUAUUUUCAUGAUAUGUAGCCCACGUGUUAUGACAUUUGCACUAAUGUCAUUUAUAGCGACGUUCCAAAGUUGUUUUUUGUCAGGUACUAAAUAUUUUUGGUUUGUACGAGGAAAGACCUAUAAAUGUGUGUGUGUGUGUGUGUGUGUGUGUAUAUAACCGUUCAUAUAUUAUAUGAAAAGGACUUUUGAUAUGCCUGCCAUACAGUGUAAAAGCUGCACCGUCCAAUAUGAAGUGAUCUGAGGCUUGUGUGAACACUUCAGUGCCCUCUGUAGGUAUAGGUGUGAUGGGUUGAAGAUCACAGAUUGAGAGAGGUGUCAGCACUGAAUUUACCUUCAACAGUAUUUUUGGGGCAUUUGUUACAGUUUUGAGAAUGAAUACAUGUUAUGUAUGAUCAAACUUGUAAAUGCUCCAUUUAAAUUAAUUUGUAGCGAGUUGGUGGCUUUAGCACAUUUUUCUUGAAGGUAAAUUGUGAGAAGCGGCUGAGUGUGAAUAGUAUUUUACAUACAUCAUAAUAUUGACAUUUGAAGAGGACUUCUUUUAGCAUUUUGAAAUGCUUUCCUGUUUGGGAUUUUGUUUCUUUGUGUUGAAGACCUACAAUUUAAUUAUGUUUCGAUUUGUUUUUUUCCCUUUCUUAUUUUGGUUUUUUUUAUAUACAAAAAGAACGACAUGCUCUGUGAAUGCUGAAUUCCAGUCAAGUUUCUGUAUUGUUUGGUGAGAAAUUUGCCUGGUGUCGCCUUUAUUGUACAAAACUGAAUGUCAAAUAAAUUCCACCAUCCAAUUUUAA
Molecule: messenger RNA, 4304 nt
Organism: Salmo salar (Atlantic salmon)
Lineage: Eukaryota; Metazoa; Chordata; Actinopteri; Salmoniformes; Salmonidae
Product: RING finger protein 145
Biological process (GO): ERAD pathway; proteasome-mediated ubiquitin-dependent protein catabolic process
Cellular component (GO): endomembrane system
Molecular function (GO): ubiquitin protein ligase activity; zinc ion binding
Source: RefSeq, a predicted model, not a curated record